Molecule: messenger RNA, 2466 nt
Organism: Penicillium atrosanguineum
Lineage: Eukaryota; Fungi; Ascomycota; Eurotiomycetes; Eurotiales; Aspergillaceae
Exons: 4
Biological process (GO): mitotic DNA replication checkpoint signaling; DNA replication initiation; mitotic G2 DNA damage checkpoint signaling
Source: RefSeq, a predicted model, not a curated record
GUGUCCCGAUUUCUAACCCGCGGAGUUAUAGACAAGGAGCACCCGCUCGAGGGCGCAGUCAUAUGCUUUACGUCGGUAUCGCUGGAGCAAAGGACUCAACUCAUUAGCGUUGCAAAGGAAAUGGGCGCAUCUGAACGACCGGAUUUAACAUCAGACGUGACCCACCUACUCGUUGGAGCGACCGACUCCCCAAAGUACAAGUUUGUGGCCCGUGAGCGGAACGAUGUGGCGGUGUUGAAGCCAGAAUGGAUCGAGGCUGUACGGCAGUCGUGGAUGCAGGGAGAGGACACGGACAUUCGAGCGUUAGAAGAACAAUACAAGGUUCCUGCGUUCUUCAACCUCACGAUUUGCAUUACCGGGUUCUCUGAUAUGGCCUUUCGGACCAAAAUGCAUGGCAGCGCCGUGGAAAAUGGAGCCGAAUUCCGCAAAGACCUGACCAAGAGCGUCACCCAUCUUAUUGCCCGAAAUACGGAGGGCGAGAAGUAUAGAUUCGCGACGCAAUGGAAUAUAAAGGUUGUGACCGUCAAGUGGUUCCACGACUGCCUCGAGCGCGGGAUGAUUCUCGACGAGGAGAAAUACCAUCCGAUGCUUCCACUGGAAGAGCAAGGCGUGGGCGCAUGGAAUCGAUCUUUUCCAGCGGCGAAGGCCCAUGCGGGGAAAGAAAGGUCUGCUGCCACAGACAGUUCUUCAAACCCCCGGCCUAGGAAGAAGUUGCGCCGAACUGCGAGCACCAAAUUGGUGGGCCAAAAUGAAAAUAUAUGGGGAGACAUCAUUGGUGCUGGCUUCGCGAAUAGCGAGACGACAGACGCAGGGACAAUCCAGACAGGGGAUAAUAUCGAGAAGCCUAAACCCUUUAUCCAAGCCGCAAAAUCUUUUGCGAGCGAGACAACCUUUAACGAAACCAUGGACAAUCGUCAUCAGUCGGAAGCACAUUCAAAAGUUCCUGAGGGCUUUCUUGAUGGGUCCUAUUUCUUUAUCAACGGCUUUUCUCCUAAGCAGAUGAGUGUCUUACGACAUCAUCUCCAAUUUAAUGGAGCCCAAUGUGUGGAAACACUGAGUGAAUUCUCUCGCCCGAGUAUACCCAAGACCGGCCAAGGACUGUACAUCAUUGUACCCUACAAAACAGACAUAUCAGAAAUCCCAUCGACCGAUGACCUGGCCUUUGAGUGUGAGAUUGUGACAGACAUGUGGCUGGAAAGGUGCCUCGAUGCCAGAGCACUGGUCUCACCAGAGUCGCAUGUUGCAAGCACGCCUUUCCCGAAAUUCCCCCUCCCAGGAUUCUCGGGAAUGCGGAUUUGCUCUACUGGCUUCGCGCGUAUCGAUCUUCUUCACCUCUCCAAGCUUGUGGAAUUGAUGGGGGCGACAUAUGACGAAUACCUUACAUCCAAAGCUUCCGUGUUGAUUUGCAAUGAUCCUCAAUCUGCCAGUCAUGAUAAACUACGGCACACUACCGAGUGGGGAAUCCCAGCAGUAUCCGCCGACUGGCUAUGGAUUUCCAUUCAGUCUGGCCAGAAGAAGCCAUUCGAGCCGUAUAUCGUCCGAAGACAGACAACGCAGAGCACUAGUAGCAUGUCAAAGCCAGCUCCAAACGAAUCGUCUCACCGUAACACUGGAAAAGUGCGGGACGAGCCUUCCCGAGGCUCCCCAGGCUCUCACAAAGAGAGAAUCGAUAAGCCCAAAUCAGCGAAAACCGGCAACACUCGAAUCAUGCCUAUCAUUGGCGACGGAUUCUCCCAAGAAGAGGAUUCCUUCGAGCCACCCAAACCAUCAGUCCCAGAAUCACGAUCUCCCUCGCCGGAAACGAUAGCAAGAAACCAGCCAUGCGAAGACCAGACCACCAACCAACCAGUACCAGACGAAGCAACUCCAGUCAUAGCUCCGUCCGCACUGGACACAGCACUAAAAGGUCUUCUCCAACAAGCCCAAGCCGCCAAAACCCGACAACAAAGCGAUAACACCUCCACCAACGAAGAAGACAGUCACCCUCAACAAAGAAAACGCAAGCCUCUUCUGGGUCGUGCACCAUCCCAUCAUUCAAAACCCGAAGCCACAGGCCCCUCUCGAGCCAGUUCAAUCGACACACUCAACGAUGACGGGCUAGGCACUGCCCUAGAAAGCGCCGACCCAACCCGCGACAACUCACUGUCCCGCACUGAUAGCCGCAACGGCCAAAGCCUCUCAUCCAUGUUCAGCAGUAGGAAGUUCGACUUCCUGGCUGAUAGACUUCCCGCCCAAAUUGAUGAUGAAGAUGAAGAGAAUCAGGAACCUCAGAUGACCCAGCUAGACUACGAGGAUGCUGAUGCGGCUGCUAUGAGGGCUGAGUUCCUGCGCGACGCCGGGAAGGACGUUGGAAAGAUGAAGAAGCCUGACGCGGGUUUGCUUGGUCAGGUUCGUGAGUUGGAAGAUGUUGGGUGGGGAUCUGGGCGGAGGACUAGGAAGCACAUUCCGAAACUCGAUGAUGAGUGA